UGUUUAUAUGAAGAGCUUGACGAAAAAACCUUUGAAGCUGAAUUCUGGGCGCAGGACCAGACCGAAAUGGCUGGAGUAUUCACUGGAUAUACCAAAACGGCAAUAGAAUGGCGAUUUCAAGCCUACAAAAAGGCGGUGGAAGAUCAGCGGUUGGUACAGCGAAACUUUUCACUUCUCUUAACUACUAUCCUGCCAAAGUUGCCAAACGUAUCCGCCGUACUUCGUGACUCAAUCUGCCGGUAUGGCAGCAAGAUGCGCAGGCGUUGCAGCACCUGUUUACAAAAACACCUGGUCGUUGAACGCACAGUAACCGAGGAAUCUGAGUGCUCGUUGUUCUCAAGCGGCCUUGAAUUUUCUGCAGCGCCUUUUUACUCUUUUCAUCAUUCCUCGAUGAUGCUACUAUGCCUAUCAACAGGCACGCAUCCCGCGCGGCUCAGACCUGAGCCUUUUGAGAGCGAAUGGACCGUGAAAUUACUGCAAGGGCUGCACAGCUCGAAGCUGCGCGUGCGAAAGCUUGAUCUCGGUCUGUGGCCGGAUAUGGGGCUCUCAGCGCUUUCCUUCCUCAGUCAAUUCAGCCCUGACAUUCCUCGAUGGUACUUGGGAUCAACCACGACGGUGGGGAAUAUAGAGUUGCUCAAGGUUAAUGCUGCUGUUUCCGAACCAACCGGCAUCCAAGCGGAGCGGAGAGAGUUCAUUGGAAACAAUCUCACCAACCUUGAAAGGCUGUUUACCUCAAUCAGCUGCGGCGGCCGACCACUAAGAGAACUCACACUGGUACUUGGGGAAGAUUUUCUAGCUACAGAGAGGGUGAACUAUGAGUGUCGUGUUCCUCAGCUGACUCAGUACUUUAAUGACGAGAACUGGAAGCGGCUUGCUAGCGGUGGUCUCGCCCGUACAUGUCUGAGACAUUUUGCCCCUACGCUUGAGAAACUCGACCUCAGUUUUAUGCAAAAUUUCACGAGCAGGCGUGUCUUCCGCGACCUUUUGGGCAUUCCAAGGGCGCAGCUCAAUAGCAGCGAGACGGCGAACGCAGCCACCAAUAAUGAAACUCCGGAGAACAACGAGACGACGCAGCGAAUGAUUCUUUUUCCGCGACUUACACAUUUGGCCUUGCGCUUUGGGACUCUCUUUGUCGGCAUAGACGACUUUCUGGCGUUCCUUCUUCCACAUAUGCGACCAUCGUCCAUAUUCGGACCUUCCGUAGGUCUUCAACAUCUGAGGCUCUCCGGCAUCACACUCUGCCAUGGCUCCUGGAGACGCGUCUUCGAAAGUUUGCGGGUAGGCUUUGAUACGGGGGCGGCUGCCAUAGACGAAGACGGGUACGAGGUGAUUUGGAGAGAUCCAGUCGAGAUUGCUUCGAUUUGGGCCCAGGGCAGUAUCAACAAUGCACCUGGUACAUCAGAAGCCGCUCCUACCCUAAAUGCUUUUUCUCCUAGAUAUGCUGGAACUUUGGGCUCUUCAGGCUUAACGCCAUUUAAUACCAAUCCUUCGUCGUCAACCUCGGUCGCGCCGGCAACGCAGACUCAUCACAUCCAACUCCAAUCCUUUGUCGUGCAUAAUUUACGUCUUUGUCCGACAAAGCAGGCCUUCCGCCAUUUCCCCGAGAACGUCACGCCUAUUCCUGCAGGUGAAUUAGGCAGCUUGUUCGUCCUUAUUAACUGCUCUCUUCUCAUUUCUGAGAUCGACAUUAGCCAUGCUAUUGACUACGUCCUCGGAUGCAAGGACAACUGGAUGCAGGUCCUCGAGGCUUUGGAUGAUGGAGACAGUGAGACUAUCACGUUGCCAUAUAAGCAUGUCUUGAUGCAGGAGGGCUUUUAAUUACUCAUCGGCGGUUUUAUAUUGUGAUUGUGCCGGAAAGGUGAAUUAGAUUUCGUUCACCGUUUGACUCUUACAGUUGCUGAGUUUGGCAUCCCUGCUACCGGUUUUACUUUAACUUCUGCCUUUUGUUUUUUUUACUCUCUCUGACUCGCCGCUUCUUGCUUGUCAUUAUUGCUGCAGAUACCACUUUCAUUCUUUCUAGCUUCUGUCCUUCUAAUCUCAUUUUUCCUCUUGUUCGGUUCAAUCUGUGCCAUGGUUUCAUGUGUUGUUAUAAUACCCGCGACUCGACUGUCUUAUCAGAGACCAAACAGAGACCGAGGAACAAAACAAAUUAUUAUAAAGGGAAAUAAUAUGCACACACAGAGAAUAUCCAGCAGAAGAAGGAAAUGAUGCAUAAAUUACAAGUGUC
Xylona heveae TC161 is the source of this 2227-nucleotide messenger RNA. RefSeq lists its product as hypothetical. Bases 67 to 1818 code for a protein of 583 amino acids. The transcript has a single exon. The record is from RefSeq and is a predicted model, not a curated record. NCBI's taxonomy places the organism in Eukaryota, Fungi, Ascomycota, Xylonomycetes, Xylonales, Xylonaceae.